AUGGAUGUGAACGUGGUAGAUGAUGAGGCACAAUACCAAGCCAUUCGUCACAAUGACAGAAUAUGGAGAAUACCAAUACGGAAUAUCAACGACAAGAAAGUCCUCCUCUUAUCCGACAUUCAAUCAUUUAUACCCUCAGCCACAGGUGUAGUCAGCAACGACAAGCUUGUACCUUUUGUCAUUGACCAGAACACAGGCGCCCAAUUACUGCCCAAGCGAAUUGAAGUCAAAACCGCCGGCGCAAAUAUCUGGGACAUAUUACACUCUGACCCAAAUGACCAAGAUGUGUCUACUCGAAUAGCGCAGCUUGAAAGCAAAUACGAAGAUCUUAUUAAUCGACUGGACCGCUUAUUACCAGCCAGUGAUGACACCAGUCUUGAAACCAACCCACUGCACUAUUUAGUUAUCAAUCCAAAUUCACGGACUCAGUUGGACGAAGAUAUAACCGAAAGCAGCGGCUCGUCCGACUGUCAUCGCCAAGCCCUCAGCAGUGACGGCUUGUCACAUGAAAAUGAUGAAUUGAGCGAAGGAAGCAACGAUAACGUAGAGGUGACCCCGUAUGCAGUGGAUACAUGCGACGAUGCGCGGCACAUGAGUAAUACAGUACCCCGACUAUCCGUCGGCAGUACUCUUCCAGUACGUCAGAACACAGGAGAUCCGGAUGAACCACCAUCGUAUGAAAAUUCCAUCCUGGGUAAUAUACGAACAUUGACAGAACGACUGUUGGAGUUUGAGGCGCAUAUAGGGAAUCGACACAAGAGUCCACGAUGGUUGACGGAGCGGAAUGAAUGGCUUAGUCGAACGCCAGGCAAUAUUGAACAAUUUGCCAUUCAUCUUGUGGAACUCGAGAUGGCUUUGCUGUGGACCGCCGUUGCUGAGAGUUGGAUCAAUGAACGAGAGACUUGGCUUAAUCUUGUGAUGAAUGCUCGAUCUUUACGGCAUCUGGCUGGAGCUCUUAUCAGUCUUGAACGGCAUACUCUUGUUCUGGACGAAGAAUGGCCAACGGUCCGAGAGCGAUGGGUCAACGACUUGUUGGAAAUGCUAGUUGUUCCCUACAGCCAUUCCUAG
Messenger RNA from Umbelopsis ramanniana AG, 1068 nucleotides. RefSeq lists its product as uncharacterized. The record is from RefSeq and is a predicted model, not a curated record. The coding region runs from base 1 to 1068 and encodes 355 amino acids. The transcript has a single exon. NCBI's taxonomy places the organism in Eukaryota, Fungi, Mucoromycota, Umbelopsidomycetes, Umbelopsidales, Umbelopsidaceae.